Molecule: messenger RNA, 3411 nt
Organism: Platichthys flesus (European flounder)
Lineage: Eukaryota; Metazoa; Chordata; Actinopteri; Pleuronectiformes; Pleuronectidae
Gene: phf21ab
Product: PHD finger protein 21Ab
Exons: 19
Coding region: 506-3079 (857 amino acids)
Biological process (GO): negative regulation of transcription by RNA polymerase II
Cellular component (GO): histone deacetylase complex
Molecular function (GO): chromatin binding
Source: RefSeq, a predicted model, not a curated record
CGUAGCACCGCCGUUCCUUAGGCAAAGUGAAAUAAAUUCGCCGCACCGACACAAAAACUAGUCCGCUUUCCGAACACAUUUCCCCGCCGCGUCGCUUCGUCCAUCGGGUCCAUCGGAGCAGCUUCCACGGACCUGGCCGCGCACGUCGGCCGCUCGGUGCCGGAGAACCGAGCCGGGUUCGGUCGGUGGACGAGUUUUUGUCCCCCUUCCUCCAGCGCCGCGGCGCAGGGAUCUGCGCGGUGCUGCGGCCGGGCUGAAUGAGAUUGAAGAAGAGUUCUUCUUGUUUUCUAGAUUCAGUUUCUCUCUUUUUACUCUUUUUCUCUAAAAGUCGUUUUGUCUCCGGAGCAGCGGCGCGUGCGAGCGGAGCAGCGGCCGAGCAGCGGGGCCGGAGCUCACCGACGAUCGGCUGCGGACACGCAGAUCUGUUCAUUAAUCUGGAGGAGGACUGCUGCUGAGGCAGCACAGAAGGGUGGAGUCCAGUCCCACAGCCAGGUGCGGCACUUUAAUGCUUCAGUUGGAUGGUUUUCCUACUGGACACGGUGUUAAGGCUGAUCGAUCGGCUGGCAGACUGACUGGAUCCAUGAUGGAAUUACAGACAUUACAGGAGGCUCUGAAGGUGGAGAUCCAGAUCCAUCAGAAACUCGUUGCCCAGAUGAAGCAGGACCCUCAGAACGCUGAUCUGAAGAAGCAGCUGCACGAACUCCAAGCAAAGAUCACAGCCCUGAGUGAGAAGCAGAAAAAGGUGGUGGAGCAGCUGAGGAAGGAGCUGCUGGUGAAACAGGAACCUGAGGCCAAGAUACAGCUGCAGAUCCAAACUCCUCCAGGAGGUGGCGACAUCAAGCCAAUCAACCUGCUGCAGAGCCAGCAGAUACCUGGAGGACUGCAGCAGGCGCUGACAGUGACGCCGGUCCUCACCGCGAAGACGCUACCUCUGGUGCUGAAAGCUGCCACCACGGCCGCCCUGCCCGGCAGCGUCCUCCCACAGCGCCCCCCCACUCUCGCUAUGGUAACCACAGCUAUCUGCAAACCUGACUCGCAGAACAGCCCCAUCAACCUGCAGGUGGCCAGCAAGCUGACCAAUCAGUGCUCAGAGCCUGUGCGACUGGUGUCCAAGAACGCCAUUGUGGUGCAGGCCACCACCAACACCACUGCCCAGCCAAUCAAAGUUCCUCAGUUUGUCCCUCCUCCUAGACUGACGCCUCGACCCACCUUUCAGCCACAGGUCAGGCCCAAACCGGCCACACCCACCAACAUCCCCAUUGCCCCUGCCCCUCCCCCGCCCAUGAUGGCGGCCCCCCAGCUGCUCCAGCGGCCCGUCAUGUUGGCCACCAAGCUGUCCUCGCUGUCCUCGGCGGCUCCCAUCCACCAGGUCCGCAUCGUGAACGGGCAGCCCUGCAGUAAGACCGGCUCCACGCCGCUGACGGGCAUCAUCAUCACCACGCCCGUCUCCGCCACACCCACCCGCCUCACCAGCCCCGCCCACACACCCAGCCCCGCCCUGACUCCUGCCAAGCCGAUCCAGAUCAGCAGCCUGACCAGCGAGUCCAUGCAGACCGUUAAAUCCGGAGGUGGAGCAGAGAGGAGGGUCGUCAGCCUCCCCUCCUCUUCCUCCACUCCGCCGUCGUCUCCAGCUCCCAGACCCAAGAGAGAGGAGAACCCAGAGAAACUGGCCUUCAUGGUGUCACUGGGGCUCGUAACACACGACCACCUGGAAGAAAUUCAGAGCAAAAGACAGGAGCGAAAGAGAAGAACGACGGCCAACCCAGUGUACAGCGGAGCCGUGUUCGAACCUGAGAGGAAGAAGAGUGCAGUGAGCUACCUGAACAGUCCUCUGCACCAGGGGACCAGAAAGAGAGGUCGCCCACCCAAAUACAGCAGCGUCCCGGAGCUGGGCAGCCUCACUCCGACCUCCCCCUCCAGCCCCGUCCAUCCCCUCCCCCUGCCCAGCCCCAGCUCUGGGGAUGGAGACAUCCAUGAGGAUUUCUGCACUGUGUGCAGACGCAGUGGCCAGUUGCUCAUGUGCGACACGUGUUCUCGUGUUUAUCACCUGGACUGCCUGGAUCCACCCCUGAAAACCAUUCCUAAAGGCAUGUGGAUCUGUCCAAAAUGCCAAGAUCAGAUCCUGAAAAAAGAAGACGCCAUUCCCUGGCCUGGAACUCUGGCCAUCGUUCAUUCCUACAUCGCUUACAAAGAAGCUAAAGAAGAGGAGAAACUCAAACUGAUGAAGUGGAGUUCUGAACUGAAGGUGGAGCGGGAGCAGCUGGAGCAGAGAGUCAAGCAGCUCAGCAACUCCAUCACGAAAUGCAUGGAGACCAAAAACGGCAUCCUGUCUCGUCAGAAGGAGAUGCAGCUUUCCCUGGACAAAGUCAAACACCUCAUUCUUCUCAUCCAAGCAUUCAACUUCAACAAAGCUUUGGCAGAGACGGAGGGUAAAGCCACCGCUGCCGUAGUCCAGGACAGUUCUGAAGCUGCUCCAGAAGCCACCUGUGUGGAGAAGGUUACGGCUGUGAGCUCCUCCUCCAACACCAACACCAACGGAAGUGACCAACAGGACCAGAACGGAGCCGCCGGCAGCAACCAGACAGCAGCAGUGGGAGGAGGCCCCGACCUCCAGCCCAGCCCGGAAGACACCACGGCCCCAGAACCAGACACCAGCCUCGGGGUAGGGCCUGGUGGAGGACCAGGGGGUAAGAUGGGGCCUGGUGGAGGACCAGGGGGAGAAGGAGGAGGUAACACAGGGACGGGUCCACAUUCGGUGGUGAAGUCUGACACGGCUCCGGUGGUUGACCAUCCCGUCACCUCGACGGUUUCAGCGGUCGCCACCACCAACGGUACAGCGGAGUCGGCCUGCCCGGACCACAACCCUGCAGGAGACUGCACCCCCCCUGCAGGAGACUGCACCCCCCCCGCCAGCUCUGAGAACAAGAUGUCUGCCGUGAACCCUCCAGAAACAGCAGUGGAGGAGAAGCAGGAGGAGAUCGCUGACAGUGACGGCAGCAACACCAACAACAGCAAAACCUCAGAACCCUCCCAGCAUUCGUUGCCAGCUCUCGUCAGCAGUUUGGACAAAAUAAAGUAAUUCUAUGUCUCUUGAGUUGCGGGAAUUCAAACAUAUAUAUAAAAAAAAAAGACUUUUGCUUGCACCCUAUGGUGCCCUGAAGUUGCCAAUCUGUAUAAAUGUUGUUUGUUUGCAUUGUAUUGUCAGACUGUGUCUAUGGUAGAUUAACAGGCCCAGUCACAUGGCUCUGGGGGGGGGGGGGGGGGGGGGCGUCACAUAACGAUCUACGUGCUCGAGUCAUCAUGCCAAUUAGUGAUGGAGGCAAGUGGUGGCAAUGCUCAGAGCAGAUUUAAUCCAUGGCCCCGGUGCCUGUGAGAGUGGCCCCUGAGCUGUCCUGUGCGGGGGGGAGAUGA